This is a messenger RNA of Tricharina praecox, 2432 nucleotides long. RefSeq names its product kinase-like domain-containing protein. Gene Ontology annotation, biological process: phosphatidylethanolamine biosynthetic process; phosphatidylcholine biosynthetic process. NCBI's taxonomy places the organism in Eukaryota, Fungi, Ascomycota, Pezizomycetes, Pezizales, Pyronemataceae. The coding region runs from base 1 to 2031 and encodes 676 amino acids. Gene Ontology annotation, cellular component: cytoplasm. The record is from RefSeq and is a predicted model, not a curated record. Gene Ontology annotation, molecular function: ethanolamine kinase activity; choline kinase activity. The transcript is spliced from 2 exons.
AUGGAAUCACCCACGGCCUCACCCACGCUCUCCAGCAAAGCCGUCAGCAUCUCGGACUACCCCAGCGAGAUAACGCUCCCGGACCGUAGCAGCACUGGGGGCAGCGGCGGCUACCGGCCCUCGCACCUCCUGCGGAAAUCCCUCUCCUCGAAGCGUCUGCAGGGCCGCCUCCCCAGCUCCCCGCGCCUCGAGAAUGACUCGACGCUGCAUUUGCAGCCUGAGGAGGGUGUUGGGGGCGCGGGAGGAGCGGGGGGAUCGGGAUCGGGGGCGGGGGGAGUGGCAGACUACGGAGUCCGCGACCGCGCCGCUGAGCUGCUGGAGAAAUGUGCGCAGUGGCUGGAGACGGAGCGGCAAGCGCGGCGGGCGCGGCGGGCGCGGCGGAAGGGCCGCGCGGAGACGGCGGAGGGGGAGCAGCAGCAGCAGCAGCAGCAGGAGUCGGGCGGCUCUGCUGACGAGAGCUUGGAUUUGCUGGAGGCGCUGUUGCGCGAGCGGCCGGCUGUCACCGGCGGAAGCAGGAAGGGCUCGCACCGUGUCAGUAGGCGAAGCUUGAUGGGUGGAUUGGGGCAGGCCUCCGGGGCGACGAGCGAUACGGAGUAUGCGAGCGAUGGUGAUGCCGUGGUACCGGGAUGUGAGGAGUGGUUGAAGAUUCCGGAGGAGAUCGGGUGGGAUACGUUCAAGCAGGAGGUCCUGAAGCUCACGCAUACGCUGCGGUGUAAGGGGUGGCGCAGUGUGGAUUUGGAUCGGUUUAGGGAGGUCGGCGUCGAGAGGAUCAGUGGAGCGUUGACGAAUGCGGUCUAUAUGGUGACUCCUCCGUCGGAUCUUCCUACGUCUACCGCGGCAUCGUCGACGACGAACCUGGGCGUUUCCACGCCGAACGGUGAAGACACCCAGCGCAGACGCAAACCGGCUAAGCUGCUUCUCAGGAUCUACGGGCCACAGGUAUCCCACCUCAUCGACCGCGAUACGGAGCUCUACAUUCUGCGACGCCUCGCGCGGAAGAAGAUCGGACCACGGCUGCUAGGAACAUUCGAGAACGGACGUUUCGAGCAGUUCUUCACCGCGCGGACACUCACUAAGGACGACAUCCGCAAUCCGGAGACGAGCCGGCACAUUGCGAAGCGUCUGAAGGAGCUGCACCGCGGAAUCGAAGUCGAGUCGAAAGAGCGCGAGCAGGGCCCGAUCGUCUGGAAGAACUGGGAGAAAUGGGUGCCCCGGUGCACAGACGUCAUGGAGCACAUCGACGCAAAGCAGAAAUACGGCCUCGUCUGCGGCACCACCUGGCCGGUCUUCCGUGAGGCGGUCGAGAAGUACCGCGCGUGGCUCGUCGCCCGCUACGGCGGUGACGAACAGCUCAAGCGCGAGCUCGUGUUCGCGCACAACGACACGCAGUACGGCAACAUCCUGCGUCUGCAGGCCGUCGAGAAGUCGCCGCUCCUCCUGCCAGGUAACGAGCACAAGCAGCUCGUCGUCAUCGACUUCGAGUACGCCAGCGCCAACACGCCCGGCUUCGAGUUCGCAAACCACUUCUGCGAGUGGAUGGCCGACUACCACAACGAGACGCGGCCGCACGAGAUGAAAACCAACCGCUUCCCGACGGAAAAGGAGAUCCGCAACUUCCUGACCGCCUACGUCGAGCACUCGUUCAGCAAACGCCUCCCCCAGCUGGGCGCCUUCAACCUCGACGCGAGAGUUCCGCCCCCGCCCGUCGAUAACGAGGCGGAACUCGCCGUUGUCAGGGAAAAGGUCGAGAAAUUGCUCCUGGAGACCCGCGCGUGGAGGGCGGCUAGCUCCGCGAUGUGGUGCGCUUGGGGCGUCGUACAGGCGAAGGCUCCGCCGCCACCGUGCAGUGAGGAGGAGGAGGCACAGGAGGCGCCCGAGAAGGUGGAGGAGUUCGAUUACUUGCUGUAUGCGCAGCAGAGGGCACUGCUGUUCUGGGGCGAUUGUCUGAGUCUGGGAAUAUUCACGAAACAUGACCUGGAAGCUAUGCAGGAGGGGCUGGCGGAGAGGGUUAAGGUUGUCGAGCCUAUGUAGGUAGGUGGGCAGUUGUAUUUGAGUAGGUAGGUAUUGCGAUGGAUCGGUGUUCCGUAAAGAUGUUACGACUUACGAUAUGUGUAUGAGUGGGCUUGUUUGAGUAUUUGAGUAUUUGUAGGUAGAUACAUUAGGUAUGUGGUAGAUAUGUGGUAUCGAAUAUCGAUAUGGGCAUAUGUGGGAAUCUUCUCUUCUCUACCUUGGAGUUGUCCGUGGUGCACGUGCAUCAUCAACCCUGACUCGACGGUCAAGUCUACAUAGAGUCCGGUUCCGGUCGUGAUACCAACUGCAGGCUGCCGGGAAACCAACUGCAGACUGCUAGAGGCCGGUGCUGCAGACGAGUGCUAACAUGGAAGGCUCAUGGCGGUGGAGAUUGGUGGUGGAGUGUAAGAAGCAGCUCAACG